Molecule: messenger RNA, 5099 nt
Organism: Pelobates fuscus (common spadefoot toad)
Lineage: Eukaryota; Metazoa; Chordata; Amphibia; Anura; Pelobatidae
Gene: MBD5
Product: methyl-CpG binding domain protein 5
Exons: 11
Coding region: 397-4830 (1477 amino acids)
Cellular component (GO): chromocenter; nucleus
Molecular function (GO): chromatin binding; DNA binding
Source: RefSeq, a predicted model, not a curated record
AAAAAUCAGGACGGGAUUUUUGACCUCAUGAGGUUUCUGGGAAAAUUUUACUUGGAUAUACAUUGCACGCUGAAGCUAAAAGAAUGCGGCAUAUAAAAGGAGUAUUGAUGGACUUUGCUGUCCCUCAACUGCGAGAACUACAAGCUUCCUGAGUGAAGUAUUGUCUAAGAGCAGAGGUUUUUAACCCUUCAUCUUUAACGUGGGAUCUCGACAAAGAAUGGGAUGGAAACCCAUGAAAGAUUCUUUUGAUUUGGUUAUAAACUGAGCAGUAGUCCCCAAAUGCACUUUGUACAGUUAACAGAACUGUACAGAAUUGGUCCUCUUGGAGUCAUGGUCACAUAUGGCAUGUCAACAUCCUCUUUCUGUUGAUACCUUGGAAGUUUUGCUAGCAAAAAAAUGAAUGGAGGAAAGGUGUGUGAUGGAGGAGACAAUAACAGUGUCCCAUCAGCAGUGCAGGUUCCUGUAGGGUGGCAGCGGUGUGUGGACCAGAAUGGCGUGCUCUACGUUAGCCCCAGUGGUUCACACCUGUCAUGCCUGGAGCAGGUUAAAGCUUACCUCCUCACUGAUGGGACUUGCAAGUGUGGCCUUGAAUGUCCUCUCAUCCUUCCCAAGGUAUUUAACUUUGACCCUGGAGCAGCUGUGAAACAAAGAACGGCAGAAGAUGUGAAGGCUGAUGAAGAUGUAACCAAGCUGUGCAUCCACAAACGGAAAAUCAUUGCUGUAGCUACACUUCAUAAAAGUAUGGAAGCGCCACACCCCUCACUGGUUUUAACAAGUCCAGGGGGUGGGACAAAUUCAACUCCCGUGGUGUCUACACGUUCAGCAACACCAAGAUCAAUAAGGAAUAAAUCACUCGAAGGAAUUGGAAAUUCCUCUUUGCCCGAAUGUAAAAACCCAUUUAAACUUGCUAUUAAAGAGCACGGCGGAAGUCAACAACAUGAACUUCAUUCUGCUUACCCAAGGCCUAGGUUAGGUAGCAGUGAACAUGGCCAAAAAUCUCCAUUCCGUGGGGGUCACUGUGGCAUGCCAAGUCCAGCUUCAUCAGGAUCACAGGUUUACUGUGAUGGAUCGAUCUCUCCAAGGACAGACCCAUUGGGAAGCCCUGAUGCAUUUACAAGAAGUAAUCCCAACUUCCAUGCCCCACCCAGUUCUAGUCCAGUUCAUGUUAACAGGACUCCAAUAUCUCCUCAAUCCAUGAUGUUGCAUGGUUCACCAGUGCAGUCAUCUUGUGCAAUGGCUGGUAGGACUAAUAUACCUCUGUCUCCCACUUUUACUAGUCCAGUGUUAAAGAAAACCCUAUGUAACUAUUCUGCAAACAUGGAUAUGUCGCGAGCAAUGUUUCAUCAUAAACCAUCACAAGCUCCACCUCCGCUUCCUCCACCUCCACCACCAUGUGCUCUUCAGAAAAAGCCAUUAACGUCUUCAGAGAAGGAUCCUCUUGGUAUUCUUGACCCAAUCCCUAGUAAGCCAGUAAUCCAGAACCCUAUCGUCCAUGCAAACACAUUUCAUUCUAGUGUUCACUCUCAGGUACCUGUGAUGAAUGUAAACAUACCACCUGCUGUCGUUCCUUUGCCAAGCAAUCUCCCUUUGCCAACUGUCAAACCCGGUCACAUGAAUCAUAGUAAUCAUGUUCAAAGAAUUCCGCAUUCAGCCUCAACAUCCUUAUCUCCUUCACCAGUGACAUCCCCAGUGCACAUGAUGGGUCCUGGUAUCGCUAGGCUCGAGGUGUCACCCCAAAGAUCACGCUCAUCUUCCACAUCUUCAGAUCAUGGCAAUUUCAUGAUGCCUCCUCUGGGAACCCAAUCUUCUUGUAGUGGCAUCAAAGUGCCAGCAAGAUCACCAAGACCUAGUAUUGGAUCGCCAAGACCAUCAAUGCCAUCAAGUCCCUCGACAAAGUCUGAUGGACAUCAUCAAUUCAAAGACAUCCACAACCCAUUGAUAGCUGGAAUGAACAAUGUAUUAAAUCCUAUAAACAACUCUGUUUUUCCCCCUUCUUCGGUUGGUAACACCCCAUUAAAGAGUCAGACAGGUUUGCUGGGAAUGCCUUUAAACCAGAUAUUGAACCAGCACAAUGCUGCCUCUUUUCCAGCUAGUAGUUUACUUUCAGCAGCCGCCAAAGCACAGCUAGCAAAUCAAAAUAAACUUGCUGGCAACAAUAGCAGUACUUCUGGAUCUGUUGUCAGCUGUGGCAACAGCGAAGGAACUAGCACUUUAAAUACAAUGUUUCCACCUGCCACGAAUAUGCUUCUACCAACAGGAGAAGGGCAAAGUGGCCGAGCGGCCCUGAGGGAUAAACUUAUGUCUCAGCAAAAGGAUCCCUUGCGAAAGAGAAAGCAGUCAAGUGCAGCAGUAUUGAAUUUACCUAAACAGUCCCAAAUAGAUCAUCCCAGAGUCCAAAAACCAGGACCGGAUAUGAUGAGGAAGCAAGGUCAAAAUGCAUUCCCUAUUAAUCCAAUGUCACAGCUACUCCAAAAUAUGAGUUGUCAAAACACUCACAUGAACAGCAAUAGUACCCCUGGUCCUGAAAAUUUAGUAAUGCCUUGUCCUGCCAAUCAGCUCCACUUCUCUGAAAGUACUAUGAACUCAACUCCUCUUCAUCAUUCGUUGGCACACACCUUGCCUAUUAGAGGAGAAGUCAAUUCCUGCCAAAAUACCAACGCAAACUUUGUUCAUGGUGGAAGUAGUGCUGUUUCGAACAACCAUCUCCCAGGCCUAAUGAAUCCAAUGCAGAACAGUGGAAAUUAUGGAAUGCUAAAUCACCCAGGAGCUCCUGCUGGAAACCCUCUACACCUUCAUCCACCCCAACCAAGAAUGCAGAAUUCAUCCAUGCCAGUUAUGACAAACAGCAUUAUUAACAACUGUAGUCAAACAAGUUCAGAUGCAGGGAAUGCAGUACCUCUGUCAUCUGUAGCAAUUGCUGGUGUAGGUCAGCCCGCUAUAACAAAGACAACAUCUGUCCUACAGGAUGGGGUUAUAGUCACCACUGCUUCUGGACCUCCGCUUCAGAGCCAGCUUCCUAUGCCCAGUACUUUCCCUUUUGUUGGAUCAGAGCACCCAGCUCAUUAUCCACAGAACACUACAAACAAUCUUCCGCGUUCCAUGAACUCAAACCAUCUGAAUUCGCUGCCGAUGCCUUUACAGAUGAAUCAACAACAUCUCCUUAAUCAGAAUAUAUUGCAUAUGCUGCAGCCUUCAAUUGGAGAAGGUGAUAUGUCAUCGAUGAACAGCACGUUGAAUAACCAUCAGCUAUCUCAUCUUCAGUCAUUGCUAAGCAACACACAGAUGUUUCCUCCAAAUCAACAGCAUCAGUUUAUGCAGAGGUACCAGAAUCUACAUGCACUGAAAGGACAAGUUCCUAUUUCUGGGCCAACUAACAACUUAAAUCCAAUGGCCUGCUUGUUCCAAAACUUCCAGGUGAGGAUGCAAGAGAAUUCCGUGUUGUCUAAUAAAGAGGUAAACUCUCAGAUGGGGGUAUCCUCGUUACCUGAGAAUCCAAACUCUAAUCUGCCUCCGUUUCCAGAAAAGCUUUGUAACAUGCAGCAAAGAGCCGAGCAGUUGCUUGGGCAGCAGAUGAAAGAUAAUUUAAGAGAUGGAGACAACUCAGUGGAUGCAAUUUACAAAGCUGUGGUCGACGCUGCAAGUAAAGGCAUGCAGGUGGUAAUCACUACAGCAGUAACAAGUACAACACGUAUGAGUCCAAUUCCAGCUCUGAGUGCCAUGAGUGCCUUCACCGCAUCAAUUGGUGACCCUUUAAAUCUCUCUAGUGCUGUCAGUGCAGUGAUUCAUGGAAGAAAUGUUGGGAAUUUGGACCAUGAAGUAAGGGCCAGAAACUCUAGAGUUAAUCGGAUGAGAAAAGGCUUGGAUCAAGGCAAACACAUAAGCGAUGGGGAUGGGUUUGAUUAUUUUAAGUCAUCUGGAUGCAAUACACCUAAAAAACAGUGGAAUGGAGGUCAAAGUCCUGGUGAAGUGAACCGGUGGAAAUGUGAGGAGUUUUUGGAUCACACUGGUCAGAUCCACCACAACCCUUGUCAACCAAGACAUAGCAACAUGUCUGUACUACACUCCUUUGAAGACGAGCAGUGCCAGAUUUUGAUACCACCAAGACACUGUCAGAAUGAUAAAAUGCUAGAUGACAAUUUCAGAUUUAAUCACUACAAAAGAACUAUGAUAAGUUUUAAAGAGAGGUUGGAGAACACUGUGGAGCGAUGUGCUCACAUCAAUGGGAAUCGACCUCCUCAACACAGAGGGUUUGGAGAUUUGCUAAGCAUUCCUAAACAAGAACUAGCUAUGGAGGAGCAAUCCCCAAGCUCUUCAAACAGUUUGGAAAGUUCUUUAGCAAGAGACUAUAUCCACUACAAUGGAGAUUUCCAUGCCAAGAGCAUGAAUGGUUGUGCUCCUAGUCCUUCAGACACUAAGAGUAUCAGUAGUGAAGAUGACCUGAGGAUUCCAGACUCCCCUUCUUCAAAUGAGUUAAUGCAUUAUAGACCAAGGACGUUUAAUAUGGGUGACUUGGUUUGGGGCCAAAUCAAAGGACUGGCUUCAUGGCCUGGGAAACUAGUGAGGGAUGACCUGCACAACCCAUAUCAACAAAACUCAGAGCAAGGAAAGGUGGAGUCUGAGAAGUUAAAGACACUAACAGAAGGUUUGGAAGCUUACAGUCGAGCCCAGAAAAGGAAUAGAAAAAGUGGAACACUAAACAACCAUUUAGAAGCUGCUAUUCACGAAGCUAUGAGUGAGCUGGACAAAAUGUCUGCCAAUGUGCAUCAGAUUCCACAGAGAGACCGACAGUUAAAGCCUCCGAAACCGAAGAGGAGAAAAAUAUCUAGAUAGCAUUGAAUGUCUUUAAUAACGGUUGAGAACAUGCACAUAUAUCUGUAUAUAGGCAUUAAUAUUAAUAUAUGUAUAUCAAUAUUUCUAUGAUGAUAGAUAUCACCACCUGGUGUAAAGUGAAAACAGUGGUAAAUAUUUUUGCAUUUAGGCAGUUGGGUUUCAACCCAUCGCGGUCUUUGAAAGAAAUCAUACUUGUGCGAUAGAAUGAAGAAAUGUUUUUUUUUUUCUUUUCUAUGAUGCGACAAUUGUGAUUCUAAAAAAAAAAAAAA